ACUGGGGAGAAGGGCCGCCCACUCCCUACACAUGCGCAUUAUGAAACACGUGUAGCGCUGGGAGGCGGGGCUCUCGGUCCUCCUUGCACAGGCGCAGUAUAUUCGAGCCCGGCCCGUCGCGCGCUGCUCUAGGCUAGGGCGGCCGGGGGCGGGCGGGCGAUGGAUUUCCUCGGGGCGCGGAGUGCGGUGCUGGCUGUGCUGAGCGGCGCGCGCGCAGGCGACCGGUCCCGCCUGCUGCACUGGAUGCGAACGACCAUAGUGGAUUGAACAUGCACAUGCAGAAUACUGCGCAAGAGCUGCUUAAAAUAAGAUGCCAUUUUGUGACCUCCCACAAAGAUGACUUUGAUGAAUUCAUGUUGAGUAAUAAUGAUGUUGUGCUCAGAAGUAUUGCUGAAGAUCUUCGGAAUUGCUUACCCAUUGAAGCAAUGCUUAACUCAGAACAUCUAGCGAUUCAAAAAAUACUUGAGCAGCCAGAGCCGACAGUUCAUGUUGAUGCAUUCCUUUAUGAUGAUGACAUUAUUGAUUCAUUGUGUGAGAAGGGGAAAAUGAGUAGAAACUACUGUGUAGUGUGUGGCUCACACAAGACCGCACCUUUAGAGUUUAUUUCUCAUUCCUUUUCCCUCAUGGAACUGAAGUUUCUUUAUCAGUAUGCGUUGCCUGACCUGACAGGAAAGAUUCUGGUUGACGUUGGCUCCAGGCUUGGUGCAGUGCUAUUUGGGGCUGAUGUUUUCUGGCAUUCAUACUUUGCCCAAAAUUCUCCUUUUGGACAGAAACUUUCCAUGAUUGGUCUGAGUCCAAAGGGCUAUCUUUACAGCUCAGCAUCCCAGCUGUAUGGAGUGGAAAUGAAUGCAGACUUUUGCCAGUUGCAAGAAAUGAUAAUCACAAAAUACCAGUUUACAGACAGAGUAAAGGUGCUUCAUUCAGACAUCUGUACUCAGGCUUCACUCCUUCAAAAUGCUGAUGUUGUUGUAAUGAAUAAUGUCUUUGAAUAUUUUCUUGACAGACUGGAACAGGCCAGAGCCUGGGAAUUUAUGAGUCAUAAUAUGAGGAAAAAAGGGUCAUUAUUAGUGACCGUCCCAAGCCUUGAAGAAUCUAUCUCAAACCUACAGACGGAUAUACUGCUCAGCCAGUGGGUAGAAGAGAUGAAGUUGGACUAUGAUGUAUACAUGGAAAAGGAUAUUGAUAGAGAAGCACUUGAACAAAUUCAUUUGUACAAGAUUCUCUAGCAUACAGACUGAUUUACUGAUAACAGUAUAAAAUGAUUGACUUCAGAGGGAGUUGUGUGAAAGGGCUUAAUCCCACAGUCCUAUUUCCAGAAUAAAUCGUGAAAAAUUUUACUAUUUAUUUUAGAAAUUAUACAUAUUCUCACAAUGAAACAGGGGCUUUUGAGAACAUAUUUUUAGAUGUCAGAUUUCUUGCAUUAAAGUUCUCAGUGUGUCAUAAUUGUACAAAAAAUUUUAGCCACUAGGUAUCUCUGUAGCUUCAUUCUGCAUGGAAGUGUUUUGAAAGAAUGGCAGUCCACUAACACCAGAAGAGUCCAUCUUGUGCUCUAUUAAUGGCUGUGAACCUCCCAAAGUUUUAAAAGUAUAUAUAUUAACAGAAAAAUAGUGACCCACUAUUAAAUGUGAAUGGUAUUCAUAUAUUUAACAAGGCUUUAUUAAAAGCUUUAAUAUAUUAUGUUGGGUUUUUAGUACUGACAAACUUACAGUACUGCUAUUAAUAUUCUGCCUAUGGAAUUCCUGAUUUUUUUUAAAGUCUGCACAGUAGCUACAGAACCUAUAGGUAUUGGUGUAGAAAGGACUAUUGUCCCAAUUUAGAGUAGCAUUGUGACAGUGGUGAUCUCCUUCUAGUCAGUGUUUCCCCAGUUGACUGUUGAUGUAAGAUACUUGGGGAUAAAUAAGAAUCCUUCAGAAAUAUUGGUCUAAAUAUAGAAGAAUGAAAAUCUGCUUCACUUCCUUAAUUUUAAUGAGGAUUGUAAGGGGUUAAGAAAUUAAAUAUUCUGAGCAAGAGUUAUGGCCUAGCAUAAUCUUUAUGUAAAACAUUGGCAAUACACAAUAACAGAACCGUCCCCAAACUCUCCCAAAGAGAAAACACACACACCAAGCUUAUAUUUAUAUUUUUUGUUCCAACUGUAUAAAACUUUCAGUUUGUUGAAAAGUUUUUCAGCCUUGGACAUCACUGACAAUCAAUAUGUUUUGUAUUUAACUGGAGGAAUUUUUGACUAAGUGCAGUACCAAUUGGAAGCUAUGUUACUGUAUGUCUAAAAGUUUUCUAUACAAGUUAUGGCCUGUUCAAGUAGCAAAACAUUAUACUGGCUACACUUUUUUUAUUUUUCUAAUAUGCAGCAAAAUAUACCUGUAAAAUGUUGUAAAAAUAUAUAUGGAGGCAAAAAGAUGUAACGGCUAAUUGGGGCCUUAAUAGCACACCAAAUACUUGGAUCUUUAUUAUGUGGGUAGAGCUUUAUUUUUGAGGCCAGAAGUCAGACUUUACUCACUUCAUUUUGUUUUUGGGGGGGGUUGUAACGUGACUUACGUUGAGCCUGUACCUAGAGACUCUGGUGGUUGCAUUUUUCAUAAAUUAUAAAAUGAAUAAAGAUGGAAACUUAUGGUUAAAAA
Dermochelys coriacea (leatherback sea turtle) is the source of this 2615-nucleotide messenger RNA. RefSeq lists its product as uncharacterized. Gene Ontology annotation, molecular function: methyltransferase activity. NCBI's taxonomy places the organism in Eukaryota, Metazoa, Chordata, Testudines, Dermochelyidae. Bases 270 to 1226 code for a protein of 318 amino acids. The transcript has 10 exons. The record is from RefSeq and is a predicted model, not a curated record.